This is a messenger RNA of Aquila chrysaetos chrysaetos, 3833 nucleotides long. Its product is annotated as maestro heat-like repeat-containing protein family member 7. The record is from RefSeq and is a predicted model, not a curated record. Lineage: Eukaryota; Metazoa; Chordata; Aves; Accipitriformes; Accipitridae. The transcript has 24 exons. Gene Ontology annotation, cellular component: cytoplasm. The coding region runs from base 1 to 3489 and encodes 1162 amino acids.
AUGUUUUUCCAGCAGUACCUUGACUACAGCUUUUGCAGUGGCUCGGGCUACCGGAAAGGCCUCCACAAACCACCAGACGUGCAAUCGCAGAAGACGCUACACAAGGCCACGCGGGCCGGGACUCUGGGCUUCAGCCCGGCAGCCAAGGGCUGUAAAAAGGGGACUCUAAAGGGGUUGGGGGCGCGCCCGUUGCUAGUGAUGCCCAGCGCCGGCGCGUCAGCCCCACAGUGUCCGGGACUCUGCCGAGGACAGGACAUGAAUCCCGCAGCUCGUGCGAGAGCCUCUACGCGCAGAGCGCGGGGUUCCCUUCGGCCCCUGGCGCACCAGGGGUUUCCCCAAGGCUCCGCCGCCUCCGCCAGACGUUCCCCCCGCAGGAGCCGCGCGCCCGGGGCGGCAGAGGGUGAAAGGGCCGGGGUGGCCGCAGAGGAGCGGCAGCGGUCAGAAAGCCCUGGGCGGCGCGAGCUGCGCGGCGAGGACUUGGGCUCCGCUGGCCCCGCCACACGUGCGGAGGAGGACGAGAGCUCCGGCAUCCCCGCCAUAAGUGAGCAUCGACGGGACCACCUCCUGCCUCAGCACCCAGAGCGGGGCAGGGAGAGGCAGCCGGGCUGGAAGGAGGCGGCGCAGCUGCAGGGCUGGCACCUCUCCCGCCCUGCUGCUAGCGGCGUCCUGGGGGAGACGCCAGGGGCAUCGGCGCCCUGGCCCGGGUCUCGCUGCGUGCAGGGCGGCGGGCGCAGGGCCGGAGAGGGAGCCCCUCUCUUCCCUCUACCUCCCGCCCCUGCCUACAGCUCUCCCCGCUCUUGUUCUUCAUCGGGUGCAGCUGCUGCCGCCUCCCACUGCCAGCUGGAGGGCGAGGAGAAGGAAGCCCUCGACUGCUUCUUGGCCUUUCUCCACAGCACCGGCAGGGAAGAGGCCUCGAAGCGGAGGUUUCUGGCCGCCAUCCGCACGCUCUGCGGAGCCUGGCUGCGGGGCAGGUACCGGCCCAGUUCCUCGUCGGCACGUGAGCUGCUGGAGAAAAUAGAGCUACUGCGGCGAAAGGAGGCCCCUCGCAGCACAGACGCCGUGAUGUGGCAGCAAGCCGUGCUUGCCGUCGCUGCCGUGAGCGAAGAGAAGGAAGGCCUGCUGGCACAGCACCUCUGCCCCUGCCUCCACAGCAUCUUCCACCUUCCUCCAGCGCAGCAGACGGACAGCGAACGUGCUUCGCUCGAUGCCGAGAUCCUGAGAACUCUGGACAGCGUGCUGGAGGUGCUGAUGCACGGCGCUCGGCUGAGCUCCAGCGACGUGACAGUGGAGAGGAUCUUGCAGGUCCUGCUGCCCUUCAUGGCAUCCCAGGAAGUGGCUAGGCGCCGGAGGGCUGUGGGGAGGGUUGUCCGCCUGAGCCAGAUCUGGAUGUCCUCUUUGAUGCUGGAGGCCGUGCCCUUCAGGAAGGGCAACUUCUUCCUCUUCAGAGAGAAGCCGGUGGAAUUCCUGGGGCAGCUGAUGGGGCACGUCGCUCUGUCCUGUGCCGAGGAGGACCGCGAGAUCAGCUGCGCGGCUGCGGAGGCGCUCGGUGCCUUGCACAGCUUCGUUCUGCUGCGACAGGGCUGCCAGGCAGCACGGGAGGAUCGAGAGCUACCAACGCAGCGGGAAAGCGCUAGCACUAUCUGGCCCAAGGAGCCCGCUGACGAGACGACGGUGUUUGGGAGCUUCCUCCUCCCGAAGGAGAGGAGCGACUUCCUCCUGACCGUCUUGAGCAACAUGGUGCACCCCAGGGUCUCUGACGCCCAGACGGUUGCCAACGUGCUGGAGGUGGUCUUGAGACACUCGUGCUCGGAGCUGGUGGAGGUGGAAGAGAUCACGCAGACCAUCCACGUGCAGCUGGCGCACCUCAGCCGGAAGCCGCUCCAGGACAUCCUGAGGACGACCCUCGUCCAGGUGGCCCACCUGAACCCUCGGAAGGUGACCGCCGGCCUGCUGCGGGCUUCCCCGCACUGUGACAGCACUGCCAGGGCCAUGUGGAGGAUCCUGGCCUCUGAGCCCUGCCUGGCGGACAGCGUGCUGAGGAGGCUGCUGCUGCAGCAGGAAGACGCCAGCCAGCGCGGCGACACGGGAGAAUGCAGCCGCUGCCGUUUCCUGGCUGUAGCUGGUGCCAUGCACGAGAUCUUCGUGGUGCCCUCCAGCCGAGACUGCGUGCGCGUACUUGUCGACGAGCUCUUCGUGGCCGUGGUCCUCCAGCUCUCCUUCAGCUUGAAGAGCCCGGGGCGGGGCUGCUGCACCGCUGGCAGCCGGAGCAGGGAGGCCAGCCAUCCUCCAGUCCGCCCCAUCAGGAGCACGGUGAGCACCAUGCAAGCCCUGUUCCACUGCCUGGGCGGUGCCUCCCUGGCCGAAGACAUCGGGAGGCAGGGCGCCUGGGACGCGCUCAUGAGCCCCGAGACCUACCCCACCGGUAUCGCCGCGCUGACGAGGGUGCUGCGGCGUGAAGCGCCGGCCUGCUGCGCCUCCCUGUCCGCACAGGCGCUCCGAGGUCUCCGGGCCUGCCAGGACAUGGGCACCAUGGCCGUCUUCGUCGAGCUCCUGGACGACGACGACUUUGAGCGCGUCGACGGCGACACCCUGCACGUCCUCCGGUUCCACCUGCGGAGCGAGAGCUUGGCGCUGCGCAGGAUGGCAGUCACGAGCCUCGCCACGCUGUCUGGCAGACCCGAGAAGGCGGCGACUCUGCGAGGCCUGCUGCCAGAGGUCACGCAGCGACUGCGGGACGACGACUGCGGCAUCAGGACGGCGGCCCUGACUGUCCUCAGGAACACGCUCUGCCUGGCGGACAGGCAGACGGCUGUCCCCAUCGCGCUGCAGCUGCUCGCGGCGCUCCUGCCGCUCUUUGAAAACGAGUCCAGCUCCGUGCGCGAGCGCUCCAUCCUGCUCUGCAGAGAUGCGGUGGAUGUCGCAGUCGGCACCCACGCGAAGCAGGGGAAGAAGGAGGUGCGGAGGAGCCUGAUGCCCCUGUUCUUCCACCUGCACGACGAGGACCACAGCGUAGCUCAGGCCUCUCGGGAAGCCCUCCUUGGAGCUGCCAAGCUCCUGAAGCGGAGGCAGCUCCGGAAGCUGCUGGAGACGGAGCAGACCUGGAGGGUUGCUGAGCGCCUGCUGGCGGAGAACAGCAGCAGAGCGGAGGAGUACGUGGAGCAGAGCCUGCCGUACCUGCAGAGCCCACAGGAACCCUUGCGCGAGGCAGCCGUCAGGUUCCUUGGGCUCGCUGGGCAGCGGCUGAGGGAUGGGCACCAGGAGAAGCUGCAGGUCAUCUGCGAGGCCCUUCAAGGCAAGGCGAACGACAGCAGCCCCUCGGUCUCUUCCCUGGCGCUUCAAACCCUGCGGAUGCUGGGCACUGCGGUGGAAGAGCCUGCCUCCGGAUUCAGCCUGCGAGCGCUGCGCUACCGGUUCCGGAGGGCAUGGAGGAGGACGACCCGCGCCCUGGGAGAUGCCUGGCUGUGCUGCCGCAGCUGUGUGCAGAGCUGAGCCCGGGCUGCUCCUCACGCUGGCUCCACCUGAGCAGCUGGAGCUGCCCGCUUGCCAGCAGCCCAGGGCCGUGCAGGACACACCACCGCACGCUGCGUUGCCCAGCUCUCUCCAGACCCCAGCCUGGAUGGGCGCCCGCGCUCCCCAGCACUCCCGUUUCAUGGGGAAGGGGACGGGAGGGCCACGGCCCGCGGCUCCCGUGGGCGUGCUGGCUGUGAAGCCGCAAGCAGCAGCCACGUGCGGCGGCGCUUUGGACUGCGACCCAGGAAGGAAGCGGGCAUCCUGCAGGGCGCAAGCGGAGCCCUGAGCGCAGCCGGCCUGCGUGCCUCCCCGCCAUUGAUAAA